AUGGCUGUGCCAAUUUCCACCGUCGCGGAAAGCAAGGAGCUCCGCGGUCUCAAUCUUAUUGCGGCCCAUUCACACAUUCGCGGUCUUGGUGUCGAUGCCGAUUCUCUACAACCUCGCGGUGUCUCUCAGGGACUUGUUGGGCAAGAGAAAGCGCGCAAAGCUGCAGCUGUCAUUCUUCAGAUGGUCAAGGAGGGCAAGAUUGCAGGUCGCGCGAUGUUGAUCGCAGGACCCCCUAGCACUGGUAAAACUGCUAUUGCGAUGGGUAUGGCUCAGUCGCUUGGGUCUGAUGUACCAUUUACAAUGCUGGCAUCGUCGGAGAUUUUCUCAAUGGAGAUGUCGAAAACCGAAGCUCUUACGCAGGCCUUCCGAAAGUCAAUUGGCGUGAGAAUCAAAGAGGAGAGCGAAAUCAUUGAGGGCGAAGUUGUUGAGAUCCAAAUCGAUCGCAGUGUCACUGGUGGCAAUAAACAAGGAAAGCUCACGAUCAAAACCACCGACAUGGAAACGAUUUACGACAUGGGAACUAAGAUGAUUGACUCCAUGACCAAAGAGCGUGUGAUGGCAGGCGAUGUCAUCUCGAUCGACAAGUCGUCUGGUAAGAUCACUAAACUCGGUCGUUCGUACGCUCGCUCACGCGACUACGAUGCUAUGGGUGCCGACACCAAGUUUGUCCAAUGCCCUGAGGGUGAGCUGCAAGUUCGCAAGGAGAUUGUUCACACUGUCAGCUUGCACGAGAUUGAUGUGAUCAAUUCACGCUCGCAAGGCUUUUUGGCUCUCUUCUCCGGAGACACUGGCGAGAUCCGCAGUGAGGUCCGGGAUCAAAUCAACACAAAGGUUGCCGAGUGGAAAGAAGAAGGCAAAGCCGAGAUCAUUCCCGGUGUCUUGUUCAUCGACGAGGUCCACAUGUUGGAUAUUGAAUGUUUCUCGUACAUUAACCGUGCGCUCGAGGCAGAGCUUGCCCCCAUCGUUAUCAUGGCAAGCAAUCGCGGCCAGGCCAAGAUUCGCGGCACCACAUACACAUCUCCUCAUGGUCUUCCUCUUGACUUCCUUGAUCGCGUUGUCAUUGUGAGCACACAACCUUACUCGGCCGACGAAAUCCGUCAGAUUCUGGCAAUCCGUGCUCAGGAAGAGGAAAUCGACGUCUCACCGGAUGCACUCGCGCUCUUGACGAAGAUCGGGCAGGAGUCAAACCUUCGUUAUGCGAGCAACAUCAUCACUACCUCGCAUUUGUUAAGUCAGAAGCGCAAAGCGAAGGAGGUCAGUAUUGAGGACGUCCAGCGCAGCUUCAAACUCUUCUACGAUCCCGGACGGAGUGUGAAAUUCGUGAAUCAGUACGAGCAACGGUUCAUUGGCGAUCACGGCGCUGUCAAUUUCUCAGCUCCUAGCAACGGCGAUGCCAUGGAAAUUUCCUAA
Penicillium diatomitis is the source of this 1410-nucleotide messenger RNA. RefSeq names its product RuvB family ATP-dependent DNA helicase reptin (gene rvb2). The transcript is spliced from 3 exons. Bases 1 to 1410 code for a protein of 469 amino acids. Gene Ontology annotation, biological process: regulation of transcription by RNA polymerase II; chromatin remodeling; box C/D snoRNP assembly. Gene Ontology annotation, molecular function: ATP binding; ATP hydrolysis activity; DNA helicase activity. Lineage: Eukaryota; Fungi; Ascomycota; Eurotiomycetes; Eurotiales; Aspergillaceae. The record is from RefSeq and is a predicted model, not a curated record. Gene Ontology annotation, cellular component: R2TP complex; Ino80 complex; NuA4 histone acetyltransferase complex.